CUUGGACACGUUUCUAGCAGAGUGUGAUUAUGUCACAAGCAGCCAAGAUCCAGAUCAAAGUACAGAGGCGGAGGAGGUGAGGUCUGUGCUGCUGCCACAGCUUCUUCUGCAGCUUCCUGGCACUGGGCUCUUCACACUGCAGUGAUAAUAUUCUGGCAGCAGGGGGAGGCGCUGAGCAGGAGAAGACCAAGAAGUCUCAGGCUUAGGAUGGACUAUAAGAAGAUAGCCGAUGAUGUCUCCCAGACGAUUCGAUCGUACAGCCAGGAUACGUCUGGAUGGAAAGUUGCCAAAUCUACAAAAAAUAUCACUAUUUCAUGGAAACCAUCCAACGAAUAUCCAGGAAAUAUAUAUCGUGGAGAAGGAAUAAUUGAAGGCGUCCCCGAAAAAGUUAUUCCUUUUAUGUAUCUUGCUAAAUACAGAUCGAAGUGGGACUCCGCCCUGAAAUCCUAUUCCAUUCUUGAAGAGGUUGACGAGGACACUUUCAUCUGUCACUGUAUCACACACAGUCAUGGGAUGGGGCUCAUCUCACCGAGAGAAUUUGUGGACUUGAUUCAUAUCAGGCGGUAUGAUGGUGGAGUAGUCACCACUAAUUCCAUCAGUGUGGAGUACGACAAGUGCCCUGUAAGCAGCUCCCCUGUUCGUGGCUUCAAUAACCCAUGCGGAUACGUCUGUUCACCUUUACCUGAGAACCCGGCACAUUCCAGGCUGGUUGUGCUUAUUCAGCCGAAUCUGGGAGGUUUACUGCCGCGCUCCGUGGUGGAAUCGGCUUUACCCAGUAAUGUCGUCGGCCUCAUCAAUGACGCUCGAGAAGGAAUAAAAACACUUUUACAAGGAUGACGAGAAUUAAUAAAAAAUUGCUUCUAUUAUUUAAUACCGAAUAAUACUGUUUACCUUGAUUCCUGAAAUACUUUGGGGCGAUGAUUAGUUCAGCAUGAAAUUAAAAAAGGAAAUUAAUAAAAAGCCCCUUUCGUGUGCAUUAAUAAUGUGAAAACCCUUUAAAAAAAAUCUUAUUUCUUAUUCUGGAAA
Messenger RNA from Bufo bufo (common toad), 1026 nucleotides. It is a transcript of the gene STARD6, whose product is annotated as StAR related lipid transfer domain containing 6. The transcript has 8 exons. NCBI's taxonomy places the organism in Eukaryota, Metazoa, Chordata, Amphibia, Anura, Bufonidae. The record is from RefSeq and is a predicted model, not a curated record. Gene Ontology annotation, molecular function: lipid binding. The coding region runs from base 208 to 837 and encodes 209 amino acids.